This is a messenger RNA of Salmo salar (Atlantic salmon), 3298 nucleotides long. Its product is annotated as heterogeneous nuclear ribonucleoprotein U-like protein 2. NCBI's taxonomy places the organism in Eukaryota, Metazoa, Chordata, Actinopteri, Salmoniformes, Salmonidae. Gene Ontology annotation, biological process: alternative mRNA splicing, via spliceosome. Gene Ontology annotation, molecular function: RNA binding; protein binding. The record is from RefSeq and is a predicted model, not a curated record. Gene Ontology annotation, cellular component: nucleus.
CGAACUUUACAGUACAGCAGUCUCUGGGUGUGUUUUGGUUCGAGCAGUUGCUUUCUUUUGCUAAAGUUUUUACAUGUUUUUUACUGCAGAACAGUCAUUUGGAAGCUCAUGAGGUAAAGUAACUUUUUAAACUUGAUAAAAGCAACGCACAUUUCAGUGGAAAAUGAAACUGUCAGAAGUCAAAAAGCUAAAAGUGGCCGAACUACGAGCCAUGCUCAAAGAACGAGCACUGGACAUCAAAGGACUCAAGGCAGAACUUGUUGGGCGUUUGAUGUCCGCAUUCGAAGCUGAAUUGCAAGCUCCAGAAUCAAGCGAUCUUGGACAAGACAAGGGAGGCCCUGGUCUUGGAGAAGAGCCGAAGCCACAAGAUGACGAUUCACCCAGAGCAUCCACAGUGUUAGCGAUGGAGAGAGAAGUCCCUCUACCGGGCGAGGAGGCGAAAGCCACUGGACACGAUGGGGACGUUGCAGGCGCCGCAAGUUCAGAGAUGAUGGUGAGACCUAGAGCUGAUUGUUCUCCUACCGGUGUAGACACGGAGGCACCUGCAAUUUCAGCAGCCAAACUUGAUAACACGUCAACAAGUCAAUUGGAAGACGUGUGUGUAAUCAGCACUUUGACCAUGAGUCCGUGUGCAGAAACCACGGCAGACAAAGAAGGGUUGAUGGAGCAGACCUCGUUAAAUCAACAAGUAGAGCAACAGAAACAUGUCACCCAAGAAGAGAGCGCUCAAGAACAACAGGGUGAGGAGGAACAUGCACGUGGAGUCUCCAAACGGACUGCCACACAGGAAGCAGAGGAGGAUAAAACGACAUCAAACCAACAACUAAACACAACAAGCAUGAGCACCAGGCCCAUUCAAAACACAUUUACUACAUCACAGAUAUCACUGACAGACAUCCUGUAUCAAGACACAAGUAUGUUGGUUGUUGGGCAGUCUAAAGAAGAUCAUGCAGGAUCAGCUGUGGAGAACAGAGUUGAGGAGGAGGACAGUCUUUCCAUGGUGGCCCAGAGAGGGAGCAGCACUGCAUCCAGCCUCAGCCUGGGAUCUGUGACCAGUGACCAGACCAGCCAGGACACGGUAUUUCACAUGGACAAAGACAAGGAAAAUAGGGCUGGAGGUGGAGGGGAGAAGCGUGGGGUAAAGAGGCCUGCUCACGGUGAGAUGACCAGAGGCAGGGCCUACUACGAAUUCAAGGAGGAGAUCCAGUACAACAGGGCCAAAUCCCCACCGCCUCAGCCUGAGAGUAAUGGUGUUGAUGCCGAGGAAGACGAAGGGCGGGUCAGACUAGACUCCUACGGCGGUGACUUGCACUUUGAGAUCGGCCGGGACGGCUGCAGCGGCCAGCCAAGGUUCUGGGAGCGCUGCCCUCUCCUGUGGUCUGGGUGCAGACUGACACACGGAACUCACCAGGGGAGGGUGGGCUUCGAGGCUAUGUUUGAGAAAAAGCUGGUGUCCCCAUCACUGGACCCUGAGGACCCUGAGCACCAUGGUCUGAGACUGGGCUGGUCAGUGGAGCGUUGGAACUCCACCCUGAUGCUCGGUGAUGAGGACUUGUCUUUCGGUUACGACGCUAGGGGCAGAAAAGUGACGGCUGGGAAAGAGGAGGAGUUUGGAGAGCCCUUUUCAGAGGGCGAUGUCAUUGGCUGUUAUGCUUCUUUCUCUAAGGAGGAAGGAGUUGAGCUCUCCUUCCAUAAGAACGGUCGCCAUAUGGGAAUGGCGUUCCACCUGAGUCCGUCUGCUCUCUGCGGUUCUGUGCUGUACCCCCACGUCCUCUGCAAAAACACCUCUAUCACCCUCAACUUGGACCCCACCUCUCCCCCCUGGUACCCCAGCCCUGCAGGGUACACCCCCCUCUCCUCCCUGCCUGCUGGACAAAGGCUCAGUGCCCCAACCCCACCAACCUCCAAACUGCAGUGUGAGGUGUUGAUGAUGGUGGGUCUGCCAGGGGCAGGUAAGACCCACUGGGCCAGGGCUCACAUGAAGCAAUACCCAGAGAAGAGAUACACCCUGCUGGGCACCGCAGGCCUCCUACCCUGCAUGAAGGGGCAGGGUCGUAGAGAGAGCAGGCUGCAGCAGGCCUCUCAGUGUCUCAGUGAGCUGAUCAAGGUGGCGGCUCAGACUCCACGCAACUACAUCCUGGACCAGCCCAACGUCCACCCCUCAGCUCAGCGCCAGAGGCUGCUGUGGUUCGCGGGUUUCAGGCGGAGGGCGGUGGUGGUGUUCCCAUCUAAAGAGGAGUGGAAGAGGCGUCUGCAGGAGCAACAGGAGGAGGAGGGGGACAAGAUCCCUGAAACGGAUCUCCACAAGGUCAAAGUGAGCUGCACUCUGCCAGAGCAGGGGGACCUGCUGGAGAAGGUGCUGUUUGUGGAGCUAGCCAGAGAAGAGGCACAGGCUCUCUUGGAGGGGUACAAAAAAGAGGCGAAAAGCCUGCUCCCCCCUGUCCCCUCCGCCCCCAAACAACGGAAGAAACCCCGCGUCCGAUAUAAUAACCCCCAUAGCCUCGGACUUCAGUCUUAUCACCUUAACAAGACCAGAUUUAGAAGGAUGGCCACGCAAGACUAUAACCCCCCUAAACCGCUCAUCAAGGGCCGGAUGGACAGGGGGUACAAUCCAGUGGCGGCUGGUGACUUGAGAGGUUGGGACCACACAUGGUUCAACCAGGAGCAGCCAUACCCGUAUGGUCAUCAGCAGUACUGGACACCACAGCAGCUCAGAUAUGAUGAACCGUUCAAUGGAGCGAACUACCAGUACCGCAGCAAUGACUUUAACCAUGAAGCAUACAGGGAGUACAACAGACAGCUAAACUACAACAAACAGCUAGAAUGCUACAGACAGGAAGAAUGCUACAGACAGGAAGCAUGCUACAGACAGUGGAAUCAGAGUUACCAAGACCAGGACUAUUACGGCAACAAGAAUCAGGUUUACCAAGACCAGGGCUACUAUGGUAACAGGAACUACGCUUACGAUAGUUACCAUUACCAUGGUUACUGUUAAACAUCUAAAGAGAUUAGCAAAAUCAGCAGGUGGUUUUAUAAAGAUUUAUUAUACAUGUUAUAUUUCUUACAUUAUCUUACAGCAUUUUUAUGCAAAGUUGGGAAAUAUUGUGCCGCCACCAGGUGCCUAAGUGUCAAACAUCAAGCAAUGUUUGUAUGGAGUUAUCUUUUUCUGUAAUACUGCUGGAACUUUAUAUUCAGGGAAUGUUUCCUUAGACAUUUUCAUAGCAGGGGGCUCGAACUUUGUACAACAGUAUUGUCUCUUAAAGCAACAACAACAUUAAAUCGCUGCUUUUUCAUUGAA